AUGCAUGGCAACAACUCUGCACAAUCACUUAUAAACCGUGCCACCGAGCAGGUCAACAAGGACGUUCCAGCCCAUUUCAGUCUUUCACCUUCAAGCUUGCUUGAUUUUCCGCCUGAUUUGGAUCUGGGUCUGGAUUUUGGUUCUCCACAGGGUGAAAUUGGUCCUCCUUUGGAAGCACGUAAUCUGCAACCCGCUAUGGAUCCUGGUACUAUGCAAAGUCACCACUCUAGCCAGCCAUUGGCUCUGGAAGCGCAUCGGGGCCGUAGUGAUGGGCGAUCCGAGCAUGAACAUCAAACUGAGCUCCAUCGCACGUCUCAAGGCUCCUAUAUUUUAUCCGCUUCCACAUCUACGCUGGUGCCUCCCUACUCGCAAGCGUCUUCAACUCAUUCCAGUCGCCGGCUGUCUCUUGCAAGGAAUAUGAUUCCAAAGAGCCUAAACUGUCAGGAGGCCCAGGAUGAAGGGAACGCUCGUCUCAUAGACUUCGAUUACCAGGGAGGGACAGCUCUGAACACCGACAGGGAGGAUACUGGCGCUGAUUCCGGUUAUGGGCCUUCAGUUACUAGUCGUUCGCAGCCCACCCACUGCGAGACUCAGGAAUCGUAUAAUAUGGGACAGCAAACUACCAACCCUAUUGUUGACCCCGUCAUGACAUCCUGGAUUCGUAAACUUUCGGAUAUGAACUUGGAGCUUCACCAACAUAAGUUUUCGAUUCCUUCGACUGAAAUAGAGCAAAGCAUGUGGACAAAUACCAAAAGCAGUGGGACGAGUAGCGCCCCUAACUCCAUCCAGCACGAUCAAGAACUUGCAGUAGAUCGCACAUUCAAACUCUCAUACCAGUUUACGGAAAUUCUUACGGAUAUCUUUUCUCGAUUCAAGACCCACCAGGGAUCUACCAGGCCUAUAACAGCCGCUCUCGCAUUAGACCAACCUUCACAGCUGCUUGUAUUAUCCAGCUAUCUGUGUCUUGUCGAGUCAUACGACAAGAUCUUACAGCACAUCAAAAUAUGGACUGAGAUCCAAUUCAUGAUGGGUGUAUCUUCUGCUGAUGGGCACUUUCCAAUUCAACUGCCGAGUCUAGCGAUUGGCUCCUUUAAAUUACCCACAUCCUCGUCGACGCGACCACUUGUCUUGAUGUGCAUCAUUGAGGCAAUGAUAAUGCAGAUACAUAAUCAAGUUAACGAAAUGAUAACCCCUGCGAAUACUCGCAAUGGAACAGCGAGGAUGUCUCAUACGGAUGGCGAGCAAGGUACCGGUGAUGGUGGUGGAUUGAGUGGCGUGGCUAAAGUAACGCUACAGGCAAUAAGAGCCAAGGAAGAGUCCACCAUGAAACUCCUACAUGUAGCCUGGAGACGUGCUCUCCAGUGUGGUGUUCCUUGA
Molecule: messenger RNA, 1377 nt
Organism: Aspergillus tanneri
Lineage: Eukaryota; Fungi; Ascomycota; Eurotiomycetes; Eurotiales; Aspergillaceae
Gene: fumR
Product: Zn(II)2Cys6 domain-containing transcription factor fumR
Exons: 2
Coding region: 1-1377 (458 amino acids)
Source: RefSeq, a predicted model, not a curated record